UUGAUUGUGGAUCGGACUGCUCUUUGAUGCAUUGGUAUUGUGUUUGUGGUUUAUUUUUAUUGUACUGAUGGUUGCUUGAUCGACGCGACGUUAAAUACCGAUUUGCUUUUGUAAUUUGACUAAACCACAUAAGCAUAACUUUAGUUUUGUAUGUAGUAUUUAUUAUUCAAUAAAUAUACUGCAAUAAAUUGUGUUGCGUACGUUGCUUAAACUGAAAGUUCUAAUUAUGGAAAAUAUAGUCGACGAUCAAGAAAAUUUGAAAAGAUUUCUCCGACAGGCAGAUCUCCAACAAUACUUUGAGUUGUUCAGAGAUAUUCUUAAGGUGACCAAACUUUCACAGUUAAAGUAUGUUAUAAAGGGUGAUUUACAUCAAAUUGGACUUUCAAAACCUGAACAGAGACGAUACAGGAAACUCUAUAACAAAUAUUUUCCAAAUCCGUAUUUGAAUAAACUCAAACAACUUCUAACUGCUAGCAGAAGAAAUGAACCGAUUACUCUUGGUCAUAGUUCUAUUCCUAUUGACUUUCAACCAUUCCCAGAAAAUGUUAAAGUACCUACCAAACAUAUAAUAUCCAUUGAAGAUAUAAAUAUCAAUAAAGAGCUAGGUACAGGACAGUUUGGAGUGGUGCAACAGGGUACUUGGACCACAGGCAAUCAAAGACUGCAAGUAGCUAUAAAAUGCUUAGGACAUGAACGCAUGACCUCAAAUUCAUCAGAAUUCUUAAAAGAAGCUGCCGUAAUGCACAGUAUUGAGCAUCCUAACAUUGUCAGGUUGUAUGGUGUCGUGUUACACUUGGAUUCCUUGAUGUUGGUGACAGAGUUGGCUCCACUCCGUUCACUUCUCGAGUGCCUACGCGAGGUGUCGCUUCGAGCAAGCUUUCCCGUAUCGAACCUUUGUGAGUUCGCACAACAAAUCUGUGAUGGCAUGACUUAUUUAGAAAACAAAAGACUGAUUCAUAGGGACUUAGCAGCAAGGAAUAUCUUAGUAUUUAGCAAAUAUAGAGUAAAAAUCUCGGAUUUCGGCUUAUCGCGUGCAUUGAGCGUAGGCAAGGAUUAUUACCAAACGAAUUACAAUGUGAAUCUCAAAUUACCGGUUGCAUGGUGUGCACCAGAAUGCAUUUUAUAUUUACGUUUUACAUCGGCAAGCGAUGUUUGGGCGUUCGGAGUUUGCCUUUGGGAGAUGUUUACUUAUGGUUUCCAGCCGUGGGCAGCUUUCUCAGGACAUCAGAUCCUAGAAGCAAUAGAUGAACCAAAUUAUCAAAGAUUGGAAAGGCCCGAAUGUUGCCCCGAUGACUAUUAUUCCGUGAUGUUAGAAUGUUGGGCCCAUGAUCCAAACUCUAGACCCAAGUUCAAAGAAUUGAAGCCAAAGCUACGUGAAAUACAACCAAUCCAGGUUCAAGCAAUCACAGAUUUUCAUGAACCACAAGAUGGCAGACGGAGUAAUUUUCUUGAAUAUAAAGCUGGUCAAGUAAUAACAGUACUUGGAAAAGAGAAUUUCACAAAGUCUUCAUUGUGGUAUGGGGUAUUACCUGGAGGUACCUGUGGUGUAUUUGACCCCAAUGAGACAGAGCCAUUUAUUCAACCAGAGCAAGCUUUGCCUGGUUCAAUGUCACCGCAUCAGUCACGAAACGCAACGCGAACGUCCGCCAUAUCUCGUUCUGACGUCAAACGUCACACGUAUACCGGCAAGAGAACGAUACAUCGUAGCAUGAUAUCCAGUCCUCAAGGUGACAUGAAGCACACAGGACACGUCGGUUUGGAUGGCGCUUUCUUCGGCGAUAUAGCAUUUCUCGACCCAGCAGCUUGUACAUCCCGUCAAGUGGUUACACAGUACAAACCAUCGGACGAUUUAGAACAAGUGCCACUUUUAAAUCCCAACUCACCAUCUCAUUUAUCUGGAGCAAUGUGUAUGCCACCUUAUCCUAUUUUAAAAGCCACGUAUACAGAAUCGAAAACCGAUCGUGACGAAGUUGAUUUGUCGUACACGGAUAAGAAGCUCAAAAGUCCCAAAAAGAACAAACUUAAAACACUUUCUGAACCAUCUACAAGCAAGAGUAUUUUAAAUAAGGUCAAAAGUGCAUCACUGGGGCGUUACCAGAAGAACGAGGAUGUCCAGCCAGUGUGCACUUGUUCCGGUGGUGAGGUUCACGAGUACCACGAGAUAUCUGACACUGACACUGAAGGUACAGCGGCGGAAUUGAUCAAAUGCGAUAAUUCAGCAAUACCCGAUAGUCCUGGCAUUCCGAAAAGCUGCAAUGAUUUUGGGCAGAGUUUGCUCGAUGAGAUGGAAUAUAUGUUCCGGAACCUCGACACCAGAAAACGAGAAGACGGGAUUGGUAAAAAUUUUGAUAACGACAACUCAAGACCUCACACGCUUAGCAAAGCGGAUAGGAAAAAGGGAAGCAAUACAGGAACCAUGAAACUGAUGUCAGCACACGACGAGAGAACACUGGAUACAGCGGUAGCACUUGCCAAUGAGAUAACUACCAAAUCUAUGAAUGACCUUGACGGUGACCAGAGGGUGCCGAGCUCACCCAAUGAUCGUUCUAAGUUCCAUUUCAAAUUUCCUCUAGUAUCGCUACACCAAAGUGCCGGUCAUGACACCGAAGCCGCAGGUAAACAUGAAAGGCGAAAUUUCAGCGAAGAAGCAAAAAGCGUACCGGAUCUUCAAUCGACGAUAACUGCGGAAAGUAAACUCGCUUAUACGAGUCUGAUUGAGGAUCCAAUGCCAUCUACUUCCCUUAUUUCUCACAUGGAGAUAAGCCACAAACCUGCCACAAUACCAAAGCCCGCGCCACGUUUUAAAGAACCUCGCGCAAAUUUUCUGUCUCUGCAAAAACAACUGUCAACUAACAAUCGACCGUCUUCAUCAAGAGAAGCUAUGGAGCAGCAAUUGCAUACUAAUCAUAAUAUAAAUGAAUUGCCCCUUCCACCGAGAAGUACGAAACCUAAAUUGAUCGACAAACCUAGACACAUAAGGAAGUAUCCUUUGAAAUUGCCCAACGCAAACCCAAACCCAGAGGUUGUUCCUAAAACUGUCAACAACGAUCAAGAUAAUCGGGUUAUUAUAUACCAGAAUGCUGUAACUUGUACAAUGAAACAAAGAAAUGGACAGAAAGAUAACGGCCAAAAGAUUUAUAACCAAGGAGUUGAUGUUUUCGAUGGUCCUUCGACAGCCAAUGUGGAUACAAAUCCAUUUACUAAUACAACAGUACAACACCACCUGAAUCCGUUUAACUCCCCCCUGGAUGCAACGGAUACUGAAGAAGUAUGCACGUGUGAUCAGAUAGAAAGGAACUCUCUUGUCAAAGAUUAUGUAUCCGUUGAAGACUUACUUGAGUUUGCGGACCAGAAGCCAUGCGGUCGACAGCGCGGCGUUGAGUCCGAUGAAGUUCGGAUCAUGAACAAGGUGCUAAAACAACAGACAACGCCGGAGGAAUGCCUCGAAGCUCUUGAGCUGAGCGACUGGAAUGUGCACCAAGCCAUCAAAGUUAUAAUGGUCAAGCUAUCUGUGAACACGUCGCAAGUGACCCUUGAGGACUGUAUGAGGGGACUCGCGCACGCUGCCGGAGACAUAGUGAAAGCUUCCGCUGCCAUUGUCACAUAUUUAAAUGAGAUAACACAAUAA
Papilio machaon (common yellow swallowtail) is the source of this 3628-nucleotide messenger RNA. It is a transcript of the gene Ack-like, whose product is annotated as activated Cdc42 kinase-like. The record is from RefSeq and is a predicted model, not a curated record. Bases 227 to 3628 code for a protein of 1133 amino acids. Gene Ontology annotation, molecular function: protein tyrosine kinase activity; protein binding; ATP binding. The transcript is spliced from 26 exons. Gene Ontology annotation, biological process: protein phosphorylation. Lineage: Eukaryota; Metazoa; Arthropoda; Insecta; Lepidoptera; Papilionidae.